Neoarthrinium moseri is the source of this 3333-nucleotide messenger RNA. RefSeq lists its product as uncharacterized. The record is from RefSeq and is a predicted model, not a curated record. The coding region runs from base 1 to 3333 and encodes 1110 amino acids. The transcript has 5 exons. NCBI's taxonomy places the organism in Eukaryota, Fungi, Ascomycota, Sordariomycetes, Amphisphaeriales, Apiosporaceae.
AUGGCAGACCCAUUUUCGCUUGCAGCGUCGGCUGCGGGCAUCGUAUCUCUCGGUCUGACGGUAUGCUCGGGGCUCGCCUCUUAUAUCGAUGGAAUCAGAGAUCGCAAAUCCGAGUUGUCUACGCUAUCUACACAAGCACAAAAUCUUCAAGCCACUCUCAGCGUACUGAAAGGCGCAGAGUCAAGUAUUGUAGCCAUGCAUCCAGCCGGGGCGCCAGCCCUUGAAUCAGCGUUCAAGAGCGUAAAGGAGCAACUGCAGGCUUUGGAACUGUUCUUGAAGGAGCAACAAGACGCCUCAAGCCAGUCCUCGGGCAUGGUCGCGAGUUUAAAGGAACAGAAGAGAAAACUUACUUUUGCAUUCCAUCGCCCGACUCUCGAGAAGCUGCAGAAGAAACUCGACUCUGCGAACGGCGGUUUGCAAAUUAUCCUCCAUGUGCUUGGCUUAGCGGCCACAGCUGCGGUAAACACCACGAUCUCCGAAGUCAACACUACAGUAAACGAUUCGCACUCAACGAUCCUGAGCGUUGAAUCAGGUAUCAGGUCUCUGGAAACGUCAAUGUCGUCUAUGUCUCUCUCGACAACAACUAUCAUCAGGGAAGAACUUGCUGAGGUGAAACAGUACCUCAUGGCACAAUCACGUCUUCUCGAAGCAGCAAGAGCAUCCACAGAUAUGGACCCAUCGCAGCUCGCGUUGGGGAGGCUCUUGUCGAAACCCAGUGAUCUGAGGGAUGCAUGUGAUAUCUACCAGCGAACCACUACUCCUGCUUAUGGUGCAGUGACUCGACCACGACAUUCUCAACAAUCCUACGGAUCCUCGACGAUUGGCACUCAGACACUAUGCGACUGCGAGCUAAAAAUGUUCAAGCAACAACAGUGCACAACAAUUCGGAAUUUCCACCUAAUCAGAAAAGCAACAACCAGGCAAAGGCAUGUUCCAGGCUGCGAAUUCGAGGCGUCUGAUCCGCUCGUGACUGAGCAGGUCAGGCAAAUAUCAUAUACUGGAUUUCGAAGCCUUCUCUCGGUUGCACUGGAACUCUCGAUUUCGUGGAGUUCGGGGGCCGGUGGAUCAAGUAUCGCUCGGACCAUUACUUUCAGACCGAUGGUAGAUGAGACGAAAUCACCGGUCUUCCGGAUCAUUAAUCUCCUGAGAAAGUUCUACACUUGGCCAAACCUGAUUUCGAAAGGAAUGACAGACGACAUUGAACACGUUUUAGAGCUCGCAACUGGCGCCAUACUUAGAGUAUCUCGAGCUUCUUAUCCGCCCAUCACAGUUUCCUCAGUGAGACGCCUUAUGGCUGGAGGAUUGGCUGGCUGUAUAUUCGACUACAGUGGCAGGUCACCGUUCGAUGUUUUACUCGAAAGUUCAGAUUCGCCAUAUAGCUCUGUCUCCGGAUUUAUGCCAGUCUUCGACAUGAUGUGUUCACUCAACUCAGAUACCGUAUCCCGAAGCAAUAGAUCGAGCAUGGCCCAAACUCGCUGGCCGUUUGCACUACUCCGGUGGGAUGUUGUUUUGAACAAGUACCCACAUAUGGCAGAGCCGCUUGGCUUUGGCCCAUUGAGCAUAUCUAUUGUUUCCGGAAACGAGGCUCACGUGCGAAGUCUAUUGAGCAAGGACCCUACUGCCAUUGAAGAAAUAAAUCAUGUCGGGCAGACAGUCUUCCACCUUGCAGCGUCACAUGCCACGCCCGAGCUCCUGAAUGUCCUUCUCGAAACUGUUCACUAUGACUCGAAAAAAUAUGACACCGCGGACGCGUGCGGAAUGCACGCCAUGGACCUCGCAGCAAAGAAAGCGAUUGAGAUUUGCCGGAAUGGGGAUGCAUGGGAUAUGUGCACACAAUGCGCGUGCUGCGCCUCCUUUCGUACACUGCGGUCUUAUGGAUGGCAACCUUUCCGAUAUUGCUCUGAUCUGUGCCGUCUGCUAUAUGAAACAUCUCAUGCAUGCAGGUUGGAAAUAAUAUCGACAAUCAAGAAACUCAAAGAAGAGUUACGAGAAAUAGGCCGCCAAUGUUUAAGUCCCUCUGAAGUCCGGCGUUUCCACCUAGACCGUGAAUGCGUUCUCGAUGGCCACACAGAUAGCGUCAUACACGCGUUACUUCGACGAGAACGCAAUAUUCCCGAAAGAUACAGAGAUAUUAAGCGGACAAAUGGAGCAUCUAUCUAUCAUACCCUGUCGUGGUGGCCGUUCGAACACAGUGUCAGGCUUGCAGAUCUUUUGUUUAGUAAGGGCUUUGAGGACGUGGACCACGAGAUGAAGCCUGGUAUAACACCUCUUGUGUACGCAGUGAGAUGUGCCGGAUACUCAGGCUUACCCUUCAUGCUCUGGCUUGUGCGUCAUGGUGCUGAUAUCUUGAGGCCCUAUCCUAUCCCUGAGGCACACUGGCUCAACCCCUCUCAUACAGUGGCGCACGAAGUCUUGAACUUGCGGAACUACCGGGAUCCUUCUGAUAUAAUGUCUCUUGACUUCGAAAUGUUACGGGAACUUACCCUCGAGGUCGCGUCAUUGACGCUACUUGACGAAUGCCGGUGUGGCUGCGUAGAACCGAGGGGCUGCACUACGACAACAACGCUUUUCCGCUGGUCGUGGAUAUCAUUCUUCGAGCGUCAUGCUAAUUGGGAGUAUCAGCCAGUCUGGACCGAAGAAGAGGAAGAAACACACACAGAACGUGGAACUGGUUUAUACACGGACAAUGAAUCCCCUCGAGAGUCCAUGCCGGAAGGGACGCGCUUGGACAAUGAGAUUUGCUCCAAGAAAGCAAGCACAUCAUCUUUACAAGAAGAUACGGAAACCGAUGCACCAUUGGAAGAUGGUGUGGGGGAGCCCAAAGUUACGCCACUACGGAGAGGUACCAGUGCCUUUUCAUACUUUUUGCGACGACUAGCAGUCGAGCUUACCUUGUGGAAACAUGUAUCUACCUCUGCUCUGAGGUAUUUCACUUUCCAGGCUCUGGAUUUGCGGCAUACGUGUGACUGCAGGAAAAACGGGAAGCCCUAUUCCGAUGACGAGAUCAACGAGAUGCACGAGGAAGACCGAGUUUCGCUGGGUCUCUUGGACGAGUUAGUUGACGAAUUCACCACGGAAUUGCAUGAUUCAGGAGAUACAUUUGCGCGAUUCUUGAAUCGGUAUUGGGUUGGUCGCAUGGAAACAGUCCUGCACGACUUGGAGGAAGCCAAAAUGACGGCAGAUCAAGUACUGGCAGCAGAGCAGGUGGGAGUCAGGUGGGAUACAGAUAGCAAUGGCGAAGGGGGACCCUCUCGACCACCACCACCGACAGACUCAGAAAUAGUAGAGGGCCUGAUUAAUCAGAUCAACGAGAUUGUCGCCGCGUCUACGUAG